Messenger RNA from Saprolegnia diclina VS20, 2205 nucleotides. RefSeq lists its product as hypothetical. Gene Ontology annotation, molecular function: calcium ion binding; protein binding. Lineage: Eukaryota; Oomycota; Saprolegniomycetes; Saprolegniales; Saprolegniaceae. The record is from RefSeq and is a predicted model, not a curated record. The transcript has 14 exons. Bases 15 to 2150 code for a protein of 711 amino acids.
CUCGGCAAGAUACGAUGCAAAUGACCAAGUGGGAAGAGGUCGCGGACGAGACAGGCCGGAGCUACUACGUCAACCGGGUCACGGGCGAGACGCAGUGGGAGGCGCCACCACCGCACGAGCUGCUCGCGACGACCGACGACGAUGAAAUCUUUGUCGACGCUGCCUUGCUGGCGCGGGCGCUCGCCAUCCGCCAGCGACUGGUCGCGGCCGCGCCGCUGCAGUCGCCGACGCAUUGGAUUCGCAUGUUUGACCCGACGCGACACGAAGCGUACUACUUCGAUUGCGUGGCUGGCCGGCUGCAAUCGGCGGCGCCCGAACACCUCGUUCUCGACGACGCGCUCGCGGCUUGGUGGCUCACGCUGCAGUGCGCACUGCGCUCGGCGCUCGCCCGCCGGCGAGUGGCCUACAAGCGACUGCAGCGGCGGUACCCGAUUCUGCCUCGGCCACUUGCACUUUUGUCUCUGGCCUUGGAGACUGAGAGCCACCGGGAGGCUGACGAGCGGCGAGGGCUCUUGCACGCAGAGAAGGCGCAGUGCUCGCAGAGCGACCGGUUCUGGGGCCUUGACCAACGCAUUGUCGAGAUUCGCCGGCAGCUCGUGGAGGAAAGCAUGCUGCGCGAAGCCGAAGAGAUGCGUCGCAAGCUCAACGAAAACGCCCGGCGACGCGAAGACAGCUUGCGCAAGGCGGCCGAAGAGCAGGAGCGGAAGCGCCGGUCAGAAGACAGUUUGAUCGAAACCCACGAGCGCCAAGGCAUGCAGCUCCAAGAGCUACUGCAGUGCAAAGUCGACACGUUUUGGGGUGUUCAAAAGCAAGAGAAUGACGAGCGGUGCUGCCAAGACCAAAUGCUGCUCGAAGAUGCAGCGUCAGCACGCUAUGCACAGGACCUACUGGAAGCCCAGCUGCACGCGCGAUGGGCGUUGGACGCGGCGCGGGCCCUUGAAAUGGAGAAGAAGAAGCGGCUUGGUGAAGAGAUCAAGUUUCAAAAGCAGUACCUCAAGCUCUUUCAGCGGGCCACGACGUCGCAAGUUGUGAUCCGGUACCGCUGGCCAACGCUGCAGGUCGUCGAGCUCGCAACCAAGCCCAAGGUUGCUACGGAGGAUAGCGCGUACAGCCUCGACGUGGUCCUCGACCCGGUGCGGCGGGCAACACCAAAGCACACGUUUCACUCGGCGAGCGGAAGUCACACGGUGGGGCGAAAAGGCAAAUUGGAGAUUUCGCAGCCGCCGCCCUGCUUUCGGCUGGACCAGCCGAGCCCCCACCCAAAAAAGCCGCUCAACCCCAACCAACCUGCGUCGGCCAACGGUCUGCCCUUUCGCGUACCCACGAAUGCUGGCGUCGAAGCCGUCUUGGGUCGCCCCCUCGAGAAGCGCAAGAGCGUUCAGCUCCCGUCGAUGGUCAUCGCACCGAGCAACCAGCAGCCCGAGCCGACAGACACACCGCAGGUCGUCGACGACAGCAUCGACGUGGCUUCAAUCCAAGAGCAGUUUGGUCCGGAAGAAGUGGUGCUGCAACAGAUCUUUGAGCUCAUCGACACGGACCACGGCGGCACCAUCGACAAGGACGAAAUGAUGUGGGCGCUCACACGCGAUGCAGUCAUCCACAAACUCGCCAUGACCUCGGUCGUCUUUCGGGAUGUCCUCAAGAAGCGCAACCUCGAAGCGCUCUUUGAGGAGAUGGAUGCGUCCAAGACAGGCGCCGUGCCCUGGCACGUCUUCCGGUCCUACUGCGAAAAGACGUUUUUUACGCUGCAACUGGAGACAGCGCGAAAGUUGCGGCUGAAGGGACCGCAAGUGCUCUUGAGCAAAGAAGAACGCUUGCAAAAGAAGAACGACGAGUACAAGGCGCGCAAAGCCAUUUUGGAUCAAGAAGAAGCCAUUGCAAAGCUCGUGUUUGCACUCGUCGACACGGACCACAGCGGCACGAUCGAUCAGAAGGAAAUGAUGCAAGCGCUCGAGCUCAACGAACACGUGCGCGCGUUUGUCCAGCGGUCGAGCGGCCUCCAACCGCUCUUGACCAACCCGACGUUUGCCAAAGCGUUCAUUGGCAUGGCCACGGACGUCGAGAAGGGCAUGGGCCUCGACGAAUUCAUGUGCUUUUGCACGGAAAUUGCCUCGGUCGCCAUGCUCAACGGGAUGGUGCCCUCGACCUAGUUCUUUGAGCGAUAGAUAAACUUGGUAGCUUGAAAACCGUUUGUCGAUUCUUGAA